Molecule: messenger RNA, 2078 nt
Organism: Malurus melanocephalus (red-backed fairy wren)
Lineage: Eukaryota; Metazoa; Chordata; Aves; Passeriformes; Maluridae
Gene: CDK8
Product: cyclin dependent kinase 8
Exons: 13
Coding region: 223-1617 (464 amino acids)
Biological process (GO): protein phosphorylation
Cellular component (GO): nucleus; mediator complex
Molecular function (GO): ATP binding; RNA polymerase II CTD heptapeptide repeat kinase activity; cyclin-dependent protein serine/threonine kinase activity
Source: RefSeq, a predicted model, not a curated record
CGUGGGUUGGGGCUUGGAGCGAAGGGAGCAGCCCCGCUGCUGGAUGUUCCGCGGGGCGGCGCGGGGGCCUCCUCCUCCUCCUCCUCCUCCUCCUCCUCCUCCUCCUUCUUCUUCUCCUCCUCCUCCUCCUGCUGCUGCUGCUGCUGCCGCCGCCCGGUGUGUGCGGCGGGGCGGGGCGCGGCUGCCGGGGGCGGCGGCGGCGGGUCGCGGCGGGCGCCCAAGAUGGACUAUGACUUCAAGGUGAAGCUGACCGGGGAGCGCGAGCGGGUGGAGGAUCUCUUCGAGUACGAGGGCUGCAAGGUGGGCAGGGGCACCUACGGGCACGUCUACAAAGCCAAGCGCAAGGACGGGAAAGAUGAUAAAGAUUACGCUUUAAAACAGAUAGAGGGUACUGGAAUUUCCAUGUCUGCAUGCAGAGAAAUAGCAUUGCUUCGGGAGCUCAAGCAUCCGAAUGUCAUUUCUCUGCAAAAGGUGUUCCUUUCUCAUGCUGACAGGAAAGUGUGGCUUCUCUUUGACUACGCUGAGCAUGACCUCUGGCAUAUAAUCAAGUUUCACAGGGCUUCUAAAGCAAACAAGAAACCAGUUCAGUUACCUCGGGGAAUGGUGAAGUCGCUGUUAUAUCAGAUCCUAGAUGGUAUUCACUACCUGCAUGCUAACUGGGUGUUACACAGGGAUUUGAAACCUGCUAAUAUUUUAGUUAUGGGUGAAGGUCCUGAGCGAGGAAGAGUAAAAAUUGCUGACAUGGGCUUUGCCCGAUUAUUUAAUUCACCUCUGAAGCCUUUAGCAGACUUGGAUCCAGUAGUUGUAACCUUCUGGUAUCGAGCUCCAGAGUUGCUUCUUGGAGCAAGGCAUUAUACCAAAGCUAUUGAUAUUUGGGCCAUAGGGUGUAUAUUUGCAGAGCUGCUAACGUCAGAGCCAAUAUUCCAUUGUCGACAAGAAGAUAUCAAAACUAGUAAUCCUUAUCACCAUGACCAGCUGGACAGAAUAUUCAAUGUAAUGGGAUUUCCUGCAGAUAAGGAUUGGGAAGACAUAAAAAAGAUGCCUGAACAUUCAACUUUGAUGAAAGAUUUCCGGAGAAACACGUAUACCAAUUGCAGCCUUAUCAAAUAUAUGGAAAAACAUAAAGUCAAACCAGAUAGUAAGGCAUUCCACUUGCUUCAGAAAUUGCUCACUAUGGAUCCAAUAAAGAGAAUUACCUCAGAACAGGCUAUGCAGGAUCCGUACUUCUUGGAAGAUCCUCUUCCCACGUCUGAUGUUUUUGCAGGUUGUCAAAUCCCUUACCCAAAACGAGAAUUUUUAACAGAAGAAGAACCAGAUGAUAAAGGAGACAAAAAGAACCAGCAGCAGCAGCAGGGCAAUAACCAUACUAAUGGAACUGGUCAUCCAGGGAACCAAGACAACAGUCACACACAGGGACCCCCACUGAAAAAAGUGAGAGUUGUUCCUCCUACCACUACCUCAGGUGGACUUAUUAUGACCUCAGACUAUCAGCGUUCCAACCCCCAUGUUGCCUACCCCAACCCCGGACCAAGCACAUCGCAGCCACAGAGCAGCAUGGGAUACUCAGCUACCUCCCAGCAGCCGCCGCAGUACUCGCACCAGACACACCGGUACUGAGCUGCACCCGGUGCCGUUGAUGCGCCGUCGCUAAUGCUGCAGGAGCGGCCGCAGUUGCGUGCCUGGAGCCCGGCUUGGGCCAGAGAAUGUACUGUACACCCACACCUCCCACCUGUCCGACCGCCACGACCCACCCCUUGCCACGGGGCCGAGUCAGGGCUCCCACGUUGUACCUGGGUUUGGGGUUAGACUUGAAAAGAAAGCGCUAGCACAGUUUGUGUUGUGGAUAUGCUACUUCUGUAGUUUACUUGACAUGGUUCAGGCUGACCGAUGCAUUUUUUUCAGUGACGGUCUGUAGCAGUUGAAGCUGUGAAAUGUGCUAGGGGCAAGCAUUUUUGUUGUCGUAUGUGGUGAAUUCUCUUGAUGUAACAACUUUAUCUGACCAAUAGUACACGGCAUCUUCGAACUGGUACUUGAAGCAUACAGUGUAUGUUACCAUGGCAAAAAAAAAAAAAAGCAAA